AUGGGCAUAUCAUUUGGCACCAAUAGAAGGAGAAACGACACCCCCGCCACAUACUACCACCACCACCACCCUCCUCCUGAAUACUACGCUCCUUAUCAUGGGCACCCUCCACUGCCUCCACAUGCUUUCCCUGCACCACCACCACCUCUAUACUGCCCACAUUACCAAUCCUACACAAGUAAUUUUGUUGGUGGGCCGCCCAAUUUUGGUACUUUUCAUAAUGGGUUUCCAGCGUCAUCUCAAGAGGUGGCGCCGCCGCAACCACCACCGUACGUUGAGGACCAACAUGCUAAAAAGGUCAGAAGUGAUGUGAACGUGCAUAAGGAUACUUUGAUGCUUGAAGUUGAUGAGAUGAACCCUGACCAUCGCUUGGUUUCUUUUCUUUUUGAUGCUAUGUUUGAUGGAAGCAUCACUAUUUGGUACUUCGCCAAGGAAGAGCCGAACUGCAGAUUGGUUUCAUCAUUUCCUGAAGUAUACGUGCCUGUGAAAAUUCCUUUCCAGAAAGGACUACGCCAGAAAUUUAGUCAGCCUUCUGGGACGGGCAUUGACCUGGGUUUCUUUGUCUCUGAUGAUCUUUCAAAUCCAUCUCCAAAAGAUGACAUAUUUCCUCUUAUAACCCAGGCUGUCCUGGAGAAAAACAAUGAAGGAUCUUUCAAUGUUAAAACAGUCAAGCAGAUAUUGUGGAUUGAUGGUGUUCGUUAUGAGCUGCGUGAGUUAUAUGGAAUAGGGAACCUUUCUCAUGGUAAUAAUGACAACGACUCAGGAAGAAACUGUGUAAUUUGCAUGACUGAACCAAAGGAUACAGCUAUAUUACCAUGCCGACAUAUGUGUUUGUGCAGCGACUGUGCAAAAACAUUGAGACUCCAGUCUAAUAGAUGCCCAAUCUGCCGUGAACUCAUUGAAGAGCUACUAGAGAUCAAGAUUAAUAAUAUCAAUCAGUGA
Molecule: messenger RNA, 942 nt
Organism: Fraxinus pennsylvanica
Lineage: Eukaryota; Viridiplantae; Streptophyta; Magnoliopsida; Lamiales; Oleaceae
Source: the annotation of a GenBank genome assembly